CUUAAGCACAGAGGCCAGUACUGCCAGUCCAGUAGUGUGAGUAUAGACUCGAAGCGGUAAAUACGCGCACGGCUAAAGCCUCCGCGUCGACUAAAUAGAUAGUCAGUUGCACACGAGCUCUCGAACCGACAACAUCUCCUUUCGCUGUGAACCGUCGUCGUCACAACCCCCCUGGCAUAUAACUCGUUAUAUAUCCAAGCCAACUUGGAUGAGAUCUCAUUCGUUGCGAGAGGACAUAGUGCGUUUCGAGUCCAGUCCGGCCUCUCCGUUCGAGACAUGUUACCCAGAGUCUUUGCGAAAAGAGUAGUUACGCGUAGCCGACGUCUGCAGCAUCAGCCAUCCAAGUCUACGACGUUGUUGAUGCUUUGAACUGUCAACGAUUUUUUCGCAACUUUGCUAACUUUUUCGAGCACCGACUGCAAAAUAAAACAAACAAACUGCUUGAUAGUGUCAAACGACGAGAGACAAAGUUCGUCGUCGCCGAAUAAUAAAGCUGAAGAAACCCUUCGACUGAGUUUGUUUGGUUUUCUUUUACAAUUUCGCGAGUGUGGUGAACAAAACAAGUUUUUUUGAAAAAGGAAAAAAAAAUUUUUUCAAACCGUUUCGAAUUCGUUCGAACUCGCGGUUUUUUUUGUAAUAAUAAAUUAAGUGUGCUGUUGUGGUGCGCCGUCUACACAUAGUAGCCAGGAUCUUCUCCUUCAGCGGAGAAUAUCAGCAGCGGCAUCAAGAUUAUUGACAACAUGGUACCCCAGCAGCAAGACAGCCCCUCGAGCUCGGGCAUUCCGCUGUUCGGCUCGCUGCUCGUCGACAAGAACUCAUCGACGCCUUACUCUGAUGCUACUCAGACAAAGAAAAACAAUCCGAAUCACAUCAAGAGGCCAAUGAACGCUUUCAUGGUGUGGUCGCAGAUAGAGCGAAGAAAAAUCUGCGAGGUCCAGCCAGACAUGCACAACGCCGAGAUAAGCAAGAGGCUCGGGCGCCGCUGGAAGACACUGAACGAUACCGAGCGCAGACCGUUCAUCGAGGAAGCCGAAAGGCUUCGCCAGCUCCACAUGAUGGAGUAUCCAGAUUACAAAUACAGGCCGCGAAAGAAAACUACGAAACCCGCGCCGUCACCCAAGACCAAGGAGCACAAGAAAGCCAAGAAAUCCUCGUCCACAUCGUCCGCUUCGUCAACGACUUCGCUGUCGCCGUCAUCCUCGCCAAAUACAUCCUCGUCGUCGCUGUCGUCCCUGUCUUCCGUCACGCUGAGCCCCAGCCCAAUCUCAUCGCCCAAGCUCAUGCGCAAUGACACAAACAACAACCAGCAGCAGAGCCCCGUCAAGAGGCUUCAAUCGACACCCACGACGAAUCCCAUCUCCAGAUUGAAAGUCAGAUUGGCGUUGGACAAGAGGCCAUCGCCGCCCCAACAGUUGCCUCAAUCGAACGAUUAUACACCUACGCCACCGAUCGUCACGGCUAAAGUGCCGAGCAGUCCUUCUUGUGAUACACCCGAUUCGCCUGAAUCGGCCAGCUUCUACGAUGAUCACUUCAGUCUCGAUUGUCAUCAACAACAACAGCAGCAACAACAGCAACAGCAGCAGCAGCAACAACAAACGCAGUUGACUCUGCACCAACAUCACAUGCAGCAGCAAAUGUUACAGCAACAGCAUCAGCAGCAGCAAAUAAAACAAGAAGCGAUGGAAUACACUACGACAGAUUUCCCAAAUGAUAGAUUAUUGUCGCAAUUGCGAACGUACACAAACGAUCUGAAUGCUUUGGCGCGGAAUGGUUUCCAGCAACAACAAAGGCCGCAGCACCAAAUGUGCCACACACUUCCUAAUCAUCACAGCGUAUUCAUCAAAGAAGAGCCCCUUGAAAUGAAUACCAUGGUUAGCGCAGUGACUAGCUCUAACAACGGCAAACUCGAAGAUCAGCAAAACAAUAAUAACUGCAACAACGCCAACAUGAACAACACCACGAGUCUAGCUGACCUCGACUCGCUGACGGAUUUGCUUCAGAUUCAACCAAGCGACUUCAAACUGGAUCUCGACAUGGAGACCAUCGCAACGGAACUGGAGAGUUUUGAGCGUAACGCCGGUGGUGCUGAUACUACCACGCACUUCGGCUUCACCUGCAAUCCAGAAAUCUCAGACAUGUUCUCCGACAUUGGGGUAAGCAGCGAUUGGGCGACCUUCUGAGAUGAGCUGAACGACGGCGGGGGAGAGCUCGCGAGUCGCGUGUGCGGCGACUCGAUGCUCUUUGACGAUAUCGUCGAUGGCCCGUCGUCACCCGUGCUCGCGAACGACGAUGACGAGACUAUCGAAAAGUCCGACAUCGUUGUUCCCACUUUAGCCUCGAGCUCCUUGGAAUCAAGCGUCUCUUCUCCAAAGAGAUUGAGAAAGUCAAAGAAGUCGAAGAAGCAUAAGAAGCAUCGCCGAAGUAGGUCUAAGCACAGACACAGCAGCACUAGCAGCGUACGCAAAAACAGAUUGCUGUUGUAAAUACUCUCAUCCCAGAGUAACUAAAGAAACACACAUUACACGUUAUAUUUUAUUGUGUUCAUAUUUGUUUAUUUCGAAUUUUUAUUUCGACGAUAACGUCGUCAGAGCCAAGCUACAAUUGAUCUCUUUACUCUCUCUCUUUCUCUUUCAAACGAGUGUGUUAGCGGCAUUAUUUCAUAAAUAAAUACCAGAUACAUAUAUUAUUGAACUGGCGUGAAGUUUACGAUAGAGACGAGAUAUAUAUUCGCAAAAGCUUUGCGGCAAUUUAAAAGGCAGUACUGCUCUGGUGCGUUUCCGGGGCGGAAGCGCUCAUCGGUUGCCAGCUGUUUCCUUGCACUCUCGCUAAAUCGAGUCCAGCUGAUCUGAACUGGUCCACACAACCGCUGGUGUGCGUUACGUCUCUUUCGCAAAUACACACGUACAAUAAAUAAACAGUUUGUGCACGUUUACACCUUUCGCUCAAUGGCUAAGCAGCAAGCAACGGUCUGUGCAGUUCUUAAGGAUGUCUGGAUUUGCUUCCAAUUUUUCAGCGAGUGCUCUACGUAUGUACAUAUAAAUACAAGCAAAAAGGUGAUUUUUUUGUUAUCACUAUUCGUUGGCCAUGCGUUACGGCGUGCGUGCGAAGAAAAAAAGUUGAUUUUUUUCUUCUGUUCAUAAUCAUGUUCUCGUUUGUGUAUACUUGUUCAGUUUUUAAUCUCUAAUACUUUUUCAUAUAUGCGAGCGCUCGACCGUUUAUUUAUGCCUACCUAAUGUGCGUUAAAAACAAGAUGUUGGUGCAUAUAUUUAUAAGUACAUAUGUUAUUCGAGGGCUGUACGAUACACUUAUUCAUACUGCGUCACAACGUGUCUAUAUGUGUGUAUAUAUCUAUAUCAUUACUCUUACAUACAUACACACAUAUACAAUACGUCAAUAUAUAUGUUUAAAGAGUUUUAUUGUGUAAGCAGAUUUUUCAGAAUAUAAAACGUUUUUCUCUCGUGUUUUUGUAAAUGUACUGUAGCAUACUAGAAACUUAAGGACUUUUGUACAAUAAGAGCGAGCUAGAGUCUCGAAGUUUAAGCUGACCCUCUCGGGCACCCGGCCACACUCUCAAAAACGAUGUCUUUUAUAAUCAAAUUUGUUGACCUCGUUGACGAUGUUCAACAACAGUUUUUAGCCGUAGAUGACGCAGUUUCAACUUUGAGACAAGCAGACUUUUCCCUUUACCCCGUGACAUUGUGUAUAUCGAUAACAUAGAUACGUAUGUAAGAUUAUUAAUAACGAUUUGAAGAUUUCCUUGUGGUAUAUUUGUGCAAAAGUAAUAAAAUACUAGCGAUCCACUGUUGCUAUAUCUGUAAUGAAAAAAGCUCGUAAACAAUAUCCUAAUGUUCAUAGCAUUCAUUUUUUUUAAAUGUGUAAGUUCGAGGUGUUACGACUUAUUGUAUAUUCUCGUUGAAUGCUCGGAACAGAACCGAUCGACAGAAAAACGACAGUAACCUUUUCGCGAUUUAAAAUUUUUACUCUUUGCAAACGUAAAUUUCUCUUUGAUACAUUAAAAUUAAAGCAACUGAAAUCAUAACGGAGUUGUGAAAAAAAUAACACAGCAACGAUAAAAGUAGGCAGAUUUACAAAAGCCCAAGUCUGAAAUCUCGGUUUCGAGAGUUUUGACUGAUUCGUUGAUUUACUGUCGCUCGGUUUUUAUCCCUGGCACGAAAGUCAUUGUGAGUAUAGACGAAAGAUAAACACAAACAGUUAAUUAAAAAUUCAUGGAAAAACGAAAAAGAAUAAGGCAUGUUGAAAGAGAAAGCAUUGAUUGCAUAUUACGCACAUAAACGAAAUAUAACACUCAACACACUCACCCGUCGUUUAUAUAUUGAUUUUUGUCGCAAAUAUGAUAGAAUAAAUACACGUAUACAUGCAGAAACACGCGAUAAGCGCACAUCUUUGUUAAAAAAAAAGAGAAAAUACAGAAAACGAUUAGCGUCCGCCGAGAGAGAACAAGAGCGACAUUUAAGGAAGAUAGUUAUAAAUGCAAAGUUGAGUUGAUAUAAAACGUUAUUGAACUAUAAUAAACUAUAUUGUAUUUGAGAUUGCGAAUAAGAAAAACGAGCAUUGCGAGUCGAGAGCAUAAGCAUUGCAAUAAAUGUGUAUUGCUUGCACAUAUAUGUAUAAAAAAAUACCGAUAGCAAAGGUACGUUUUGACAUCGCACCACUAUACACAAAGUUCUUAUUGUUUUUGUUUUUGAAUUCUUAUACGAUAUAUAUACAAAUAUAUAUUAUAAAAAAAUAUUUAUAUGAGAGAGUGCGGCGCCAUUGUGCGACGUCGUCUUCUAUACAUAGUAAGUAAUGUAAUGAGAGUGACAGCUGAAAAGAGCUACACAUAUAUACUUUUAUGCAAUCAGAAAGGGAUGCGAGAUUUUAAUGCGAAUCAUAUACACGAUCGACACACACAUACAGGAGUGAAAACAAAAAGAGAAAAAAGAGCAACGUGUCCGGAUUAUUGUUAUUGAAAUACGAGGGAUGAAUUACAGACAGCACAGACUGUUAUAAUUAUUCCUUUACGUACAAACUAUAUCGAUAUCAAACCUUGAUCUCAUGUUUCUUUUAUUAUUAUUAUGUUAAUUUAAAAUACACUUUAUUAUUACUAUUAUGAUAAUUGAUUUAUAAACUAAAACGCAAUCUUAUUUUAACUUUCGUGCAACUCGACUACUUUUACUCUUCAUAAUUUUUCUUCUCUACUUUUGCUAUUGAAGAUCCUUAGUACUUUUUGUUUUCUCUUUUGGCUCUGUUUUUCUCGCUGAGCGAUAAGGAAAUUUAUGAAAGAGAGAGAUAGCCAUUGCUACAAUAAAAAAAAGUUUAUUAAGAUAGCGCUCUUAUUCACGUAGACAUGUAUGCGUUCGUGUAUUUUGUAAAGAAAAAAGAGAUUUUUCGAAGCUUAAAACUAUCGAUGCGAUUUAAAUUAAGUUAGCCCUUUUUGCGUUUGUUUAUCGAUUUGUGUCAGCCAUUAAGAAAGAAAACGAAAAACUCGCGAGAUGUUGAAAAUUAGUUUGGAGAUAAAAAAAGAAAGAGAGAUAACAAAAAGGUCCGAUAUGAACUGAUACAGGAACGAACAACAAUAAAAAAGAUAAUAGUAAUGAAAAAAUUUUAAACGAAAUAAACAAAAACAGUGCCUACCGCCUCAAAUCUUUUGAAGGAUUAAAAAAUAAACCAUUGUACAAAAUUUAAUACAGGGCCCAGUCGAGAAAAAUUAAAAGAAAAAAUUUAGGAUUUUAUUUAAGUGCAAAUGCUGCUAAUCAAAUAAUACUUAGUACGAAACAAUCGUCUUUUAGCCAAAACAAAAGAUAAUAAAAAUUGAUCGCACGCAUUUUAAGUGAAAAAUAGAGAAAAACGAAACGGCUUGUAAGUUCGGUGCAAAGAAAAGGUUGAGGUAAAUGAGGCGCGGAAGUCGAAGCGAAAUUUCGUAAAAAGAGAGAUGAUCUGACAAUGGCAAGCUUUCUCGGCAAAAAUAGUUCAUAGAAAUUUUUACGAGAAUGACAAAGGAAAAAAGUAAGGAUUAUAGCUAGACACACACGCACACGCACACACACAUACACUGACACACACCGUAACACUAACAUACGUAUACACUCACACACCGACAAACGUAGGAAAAUCACUACAAUAUAUGUAUGUAUAAAACAGGCUGUGAAAUAUGUUGAAGAGCGAAGGGAAAAAGGGAGAAGUAAAUUGGGCGGAAUUUCAGAUAAGAAUGUGCGUGAGCCAAAUGAUAUACGACACGGUGUUGAAAAGGUUCUGCAGCAAAAGAGACGCUGGCGCAAGCAAGCGAUAAGAGUAAUUUUGAAAAAGCCUAGAAAAUAGUCAGUUCUUUGUCGGUGCAUCAUCACACGGAACAUAUCACGUGUGUCGCGGCUUUCAAUUCCUGCGGUUUUGUAUUCGAAUGAUCAAUUUUAGUCGAUUGGUAUUUGGCAAUAAAAUACGAUGAAAAUAAUCCUGUGCUUUACUGAUGCGAUGUACAUAAUUAAAAGUUGCUAGUAAUACGUAUGUUAUUGUCAGGGUGUAAUAAAUCAUUGAUAAUAAUUGAUUUUCGGCUUUGUAUCUGUGCAAAUUGUAUUCAUACAAUUCAGUGAUGUUUUUUUUAUACUUGAAUAUUAAAAAUAGUCGUAUUGAUAGUAUUCGUGCGUAAACGUAAUAAAAAAAUGAGAAUUAGAUUAAAAAAAAACUUGAUACGCGUUAAUUCUAGGUGAUUAGCUUCUUUGCGCUUAGCUUUGUUGCAUAUACGAUAAAAAUUAACAAUGCAAAAAAUUGAACGUAGCGUACAAUAAAAUUUCAUAAAAUUUCCCCGAUAUUUAUGCGUUCAAUGCAGAGAUAAGAUUGGGUAAAAAUAAUGAUCAUUAAAAAAAUGGACCCUCGAUAUAGCUUUACUCUGCUGGCAUCAAAAGAUAUCUUCUUUCAUAAGAUGUAGCGGGUGUACGUGGUCUAAACUAAAAUUCGACCGGGUGGGCUCUUGUGUUCUGAGAAGAACAUUUUCCAAUUUUUAAAAUUCAAAGUUGACGAAAAAAAGUAUAAAUAUAUAUUAUACACAUAUGACAAGACAAAUAAAUGUGUAGUAGUUUUUAACACAAAUUUUAACGCGUUGUAUAUAUUGUCGAAUUGAAAAAAGAUAAAAGUAUAUGUAUAAAUAAGAAUAAAAUGAGGCAUUGCAUCAUUUUUUAACAGUUUUCUUCGAGUAGUGAGCGUAUAUAAAUAUAUAAUAUUAAUAAAAGUUACGAGCGAAAAAUUAACUUUUCGUCCUUGAGGAGUGCUCAGCAUUUUGUGUAAAAUAAUUAUCGUAAAGAAAGGACACUUUUAUAUCGUAUUGCGCUUGGUGUACAUGUAUAUAAAAAAUGGCAAAAACGCAUUCGGAGUCAUAUGUAAUAACUAUCCGUCUUUUCUUAAAGUACCUUAUAAAACGAUGCGCCGCUUGCUGGAUGUUGCAUAGUUGAAAAAACAGAGGAGCGCGCGGCGCAUUAGAAGUCGGGGCUAGUCUUUUGAGCAUUGUCAUGGUUAGGUGUACGCGCGGCAAGUCGUUGCAAGCUUAAUGAGUUUUUUCUCUUGUAAAAUGCAAAGUGAAAUGAAAAAAAAAAGAAAAGAUGAUAUUAAAAUGAAAUAUACUCUCCAGAUAAAAAUUAAUCAUCAUUCUCAAACUAAAUUUUUGAUCGUGUAAAUUUUGGUUUAAAAAAAUAUUGCUCAAAAUUUUUUAAUUUGUCUAAUAGCUUCGUAGGCUACUUUUCAAAUCGUCAAAAACUGUCGAAUCAGAGUUUUGAGCUUUCACGAUAUUUUAAUUUCUUUUCUGUAUUUUAAUUAUACUUUUUAUAAAAUAGAAAAACUUUUGAGAAACACUGCGGAGAGUACACCACAGUGCAAUAAAAAUCAGUUUUACGAAAUUGCAAUACAAAGGGAGAUAGGCGAGUUUAUUUUUGAGUUAAAUGAAUGAUAAUAAUAAUAUAUAAUCCAUAACGGGCGAGUGAAGUUUUUAUUAAAUUUUGAAUCUGUAUCUGUCCAGGGGCUUAUAAUAAUCGACGAUUAAUAAUGUAAUGGAAAAAAAAAUAGCUGUCUGAUAAAAAAAGAAAAAUAGCAAUAUUUUUACACAGUGUCGAUUUGCUAAUAUCAAUUUUUUAGUUUUGUUUGUCGAAAUUUGUAUUUACUUUGCUACUUUUGGAACUUUUUUAUUCGUCUUCUUUUCUUGAAACUAUCUCUCUCUCUUAUUUUUAUAUUCUUGCGUUUGUUCUCUCUUCCGACCAAGUUUGUGCAACUAUUUCGAGGAGAGUUUGUGUUUUAUAUUAUAUUUCUUCGUUUUAUCAUGUACCAUAUGUAACAACCAGGGCGCGUUUGCAAAAACAAAAUCUCGAUAAAAUCCGAUGAUUUUGGAAAAGGUUUAAAACUCUUACGAAAAAAAAAAUAAUUAUCAGCAAUGUAAUGAUAAUCCAGAAGAUAUAAUUGUCUUUAUAUUAUCUAUUCUAGCUCUUUAAGUUUCGCCUAUACUUGUAAGAAAGAAUAAAGUUAUGCUAAUGACUAACUUUAAAAAAUCCACUGUACAUUUGUAUUUAGUCCCCUUGUUUAUAAUACUUAUUAUCUUGUUAUUAAGUAUCCGAUUUAUAUCAUUUUUUAUCGAAAUUAUUAAAAAAUCAUUUAAAAAUAAA
Trichogramma pretiosum is the source of this 8639-nucleotide messenger RNA. RefSeq names its product sex-determining region Y protein-like. Gene Ontology annotation, molecular function: DNA-binding transcription factor activity, RNA polymerase II-specific; RNA polymerase II cis-regulatory region sequence-specific DNA binding. NCBI's taxonomy places the organism in Eukaryota, Metazoa, Arthropoda, Insecta, Hymenoptera, Trichogrammatidae. Gene Ontology annotation, biological process: regulation of DNA-templated transcription; anatomical structure morphogenesis; cell differentiation. Bases 741 to 2180 code for a protein of 479 amino acids. The transcript is spliced from 2 exons. The record is from RefSeq and is a predicted model, not a curated record.